AUGAACGCAGCCUACACGUUUUUAAAAUGGUUUCAGAUCGUUAUCGCGCUCGCAUUGAUCGCAGUCGCGGAGCCAAAAUUGCAGUCGAAGAAAGAAAAACGAGGGGUGGCAUUCGGGCCAUCUGGCUAUGAUUUCUUCGGAGUGGCGCCUAUUUUUUCCACCGGGCCAUGGGCCCCUACCAAUUUCGGAACAUCUCCGACAAUCUUUGGAUCCGCUCCUUGGAAUCCUUCAGGAGUGCCCGACAUUCCCUUGACCCAAGUUCAAGUUCAAGCCACGCACGACGUGGCUAUUCAGGCUCUGAAGGACCCAGCCCCCGGAACGCCCACCAUAGCCUAUCCUCCGGACGUUCUGAGGGCCAUCCAGCAGGCCAGCGAAGCGAACCACAACGUGAACGCGGCUCAACAGAGGGUAGCGGAAGCUAAACACGCUGCUGUCGUUCAACAGAAGGUUGCUCUGGCGAAAGAGGCAGCUGCGAGGGAGGCUGCCGCUAGGUCUCAGGAGAUUUCGUCGUCGGCGGACGCGGAAGCCAGAUCCAGCGCGAAGCAGUUAGUGGCUCUCCAGCAGAGACUGGCGUCUCUGAAGGAUGCAGUCGCAGCUGCACAGCGGGUGGCCGCGGCCAGGGAAGCGGCUGCAGCAGCGGCGAUUCAAAGGAACGCCGCCGCGACAGCCGCCGAGUUACAGAAGCAGGACGUCGACAAGCAGAUCAGUCAAAGCGAACAGGAGGCCAAGGAAAAGGACGUCAUAGCAGCGAAGGAAAACGCUGUAGCGAACGCUGUUCAGCUGGCUGCCCUGCAGAAACCAACCCACCAUCCCUGGAGCCGCUGA
Colletes gigas is the source of this 825-nucleotide messenger RNA. Its product is annotated as nuclease SbcCD subunit C-like. The record is from RefSeq and is a predicted model, not a curated record. The transcript has 5 exons. Lineage: Eukaryota; Metazoa; Arthropoda; Insecta; Hymenoptera; Colletidae. The coding region runs from base 1 to 825 and encodes 274 amino acids.